This is a messenger RNA of Anolis sagrei ordinatus, 4299 nucleotides long. RefSeq names its product phenylalanine hydroxylase (gene PAH). Gene Ontology annotation, biological process: L-tyrosine biosynthetic process; L-phenylalanine catabolic process. The record is from RefSeq and is a predicted model, not a curated record. Lineage: Eukaryota; Metazoa; Chordata; Lepidosauria; Squamata; Anolidae. Gene Ontology annotation, molecular function: phenylalanine 4-monooxygenase activity; iron ion binding.
AUCCUUCAGUGGCUCAUUAAACUUUAAAUAACUGUGUAUGUUGUGUACACAGUCAUUCCUGCAAACACAGGCGGAUCACAUUUCCCUCUUCCCUGCAAGCAAAGCCUGAUAAUUUGGGUGAACAUGGCUAAAGAGGUCCACAUCAUGAAUGGAGAUGCUUUACAGGAAUCCAGCUACAUUGAAGAAAGCAGUACGAAGUGGGAUGCCAUCUCUUUGAUCUUUUCUCUCAAAGAAGAAGUUGGAGCUUUAGCAAAAGUUCUCCGCAUAUUUGAGGAAAAGGGGAUAAACCUGACCCACAUUGAGUCCAGACCUUCCCGACUGAACAAAGAUGAAUAUGAGUUUUUCAUCAACGUGGAAAGCAAGAACAUACCUGCUCUUGAGAAAAUAAUAAGGACUUUGAGAGAUGACAUUGGAGCAAACGUUCAUGAGCUCUCACGGGAAAAGAGGAAAGAUGCCGUACCAUGGUUCCCAAGAAGCAUUCAAGAACUGGACAGAUUUGCAAAUCAGAUUCUUAGUUAUGGAGCAGAACUGGAUGCUGACCACCCAGGAUUCAAAGAUCCUGUUUACCGGGCCAGAAGAAAGGAAUUUGCAGAUAUAGCAUACAACUACAGACAUGGUCAGCCUAUCCCCAGAGUGACUUACACGGAGGAAGAGAAAAGAACAUGGGGAACAGUUUUCAGGGAGCUGAAGACACUGUAUCCAACACAUGCUUGCUAUGAACACAAUCAUAUCUUCCCGCUCCUGGAAAAAUACUGUGGUUACCAAGAAGACAACAUUCCACAGCUGGAGGAUGUCUCCAACUUCUUGAAAAGCUGUACUGGAUUUCGCCUACGUCCAGUGGCUGGUCUUCUCUCCUCUCGGGAUUUUUUGGGUGGCUUGGCUUUCAGAGUGUUUCAUUCUACCCAGUACAUUCGUCAUUCAUCAAAACCAAUGUACACACCAGAACCUGAUGUUUGCCAUGAACUUCUAGGUCAUGUUCCUUUGUUUGCUGAUCCCAGUUUUGCUCAGUUUUCCCAAGAAAUUGGGUUGGCUUCCCUGGGAGCUCCAGAUGAAUACAUUGAGAAACUUGCUACGGUUUACUGGUUUACAGUUGAAUUUGGGCUGUGCAAAGAAGGCAAUGGCAUUAAGGCCUAUGGAGCUGGAUUGCUGUCAUCAUAUGGUGAAUUACAGCAUUGCUUGUCAAAUAAACCAGUGAUUGAACCUCUCAACCUAGAAAGGACAUCCAUUCAGAAAUAUCCAGUCACUGAAUUCCAGCCUAUUUACUAUGUUGCUGAAAGUUUUAAAGAUGCAAAGCAAAAGUUAAGGAAAUAUGCCUCCAUCAUUCCCCGUCCAUUCUCAGUCCGAUACAACCCAUAUACUCAAAGGAUUGAGGUUCUGGAUAACACCAAACAGCUGAAGAAUUUAGCAGAUGCUAUCAACAAUGAAAUGGGACUUCUUUGCAAUGCUCUCCAGAAGAUCAAAUGAAGAAAAUGAUCUCAAAGCCAAAAGGCCAACACUGAAACAAACACUAAACUUUUAAACAAUCAUCAUGCCAAUACUUAACACAAUGUAGAAAUGUAUCGGAUAUAUCAUUUGUUUACUGUAUGUAUAAUCUUACAAUAUUUGCCAAUGCAGGAAAAGUUUAGCAAACUCUUCCAUUAUUAUCUGUAACAAAAAUGCCAGGUUUAGUUGCUAGACAUUCGCACUCUGACAAUGCCCUAAUAUACAUGCCUACUUAGAAGUAUAUUCCAUUUGGACCAGUGGGAUUGCAGACUUGUAAACUAUCAUGUGUAAAUAACUGUGACCCUCCAGUUGUUCUUCAGCUGCAACUCCCAUAAGUUCUUGUUACUAUAGCCAAUGACAAGGGAUGACAGGAAUUGCAGUCAAACAAUAUUAAAGUGCAAUAUCCCCAACAACUGCAGAAUGGCUGUUCAAAGAGACUAUUGGAGAAAAACUAUGGGGCAGAGGAGGAGAAGCAUUGAUCCUUGCAUAUGGUAGAAUAGAAUGCCACUCUUUGUUGCACUCUAGACCAGGAAAGCCCUCUGACUUUAAACACCACACAGCUGAGUAGAAAUGCAAUCCAUUUAUUGAAUAUAGUUAAAAAGCAGUAGUAGUAAAAAACACUUUAAGAGAAUAGGUAAAUCCAAUUAGGUAGGAAGAUAAGCUGGAACAAAUAGUUCAGGAAAUUAGUCCAUCAAAGUCCAUGAAAACAAAGGCAGAAACUUCUAUAGUAAAAUCCAAAAAGUAGAAACAUGAAUCCAAGGCACUUAACACAUGAAUCUAAAAUCUAAGAACUGUAAACAUGAAUCAAAGGCACUUAACACAGGAAUGUUUCCAAAGCAAGGCUUCCAUGAAACAGAAACGAGGUCUUGACUUGAUUCCAAAUGAUGCUUCAUCUGACUACAGAUCCUGUACUUGGGUCUUUUAUUUCCUCAUUACGCUAUGUCCCAAGCAGCCAGAAAUAGGUUUUGUUUUAGUCUUGAAUCCCUUAUCAUUCUUUCUUUGAGCCUGGCAGAAUGUCUAAGAGACUGGUCUGCUUUCCUAUUCUGACUAAUAACAUCCUGUCUAUCUAUUUGCUCAUUAAUUUCUGCAGCUGGCCCAAUUGUUGAGUUAUUUUCAGGCUCUAAGCCAUGGGAAUUCUCUGGUAGCAAUUCAGGGAGCACACCACCAUCCCCACACCCUUCAGGAACAUUCUCAUAAGAAAAUACACUUUGAACUGGGAUCUCCUGGUCAUUCUCUGCAUCAAUCUCACUGGAAACACCAUUACCUUCAUGAACCUCAUUUUCAUCAUUCCCCAUAUCCAAAGUACCCUGAUCCUUAAACACAAUCACAGGCUGAAUUCCAACACCCUCUACAACAGGCAUGGGCAAACUUUGGACCUCCAGGUUUUGGACUUCAACUCCCACAAUUCCUAACAACCUACUGUUGAAGUCAAAAACACCUGGAGUUUGCCCAUGCUUGCUCUACAGUGACAAAAACAAGGCAUAGGAUACUGGUCAAUGUCACCUUCAGUGUUUCACUUCUGUGUUUUGCCACUAGUUUUCUCUAAGAAAUUCAUGUCAUUCUCACAAGCGGACAUUUGUCACAUAUGCGGGAGAUUUGAAAGCAUGUAAGACUUGGGGAGACAUUUUAACCUUUUAGAAAAUGCAAAAAAAAAAAAAAUCCCCACCUGUACAAAUGAUAGGAUAUGGUGUGACUAUCUGUGAAAGCCCAAAGGGCACAUCCACAACUGGAGGAAGACUAUACUCAAUUUUAGGGCCUGAGGUUCCUUACCUCUGAUUUAGAGAAUAAGAUAGCAGAUCCGUAAGAAUAAACCAGUCUUGAUACUUUUCCUCUCCAUCAGAUUUUGUAAAGUUAGUGGGUCACACAGUACAUAAAAAAAUAUUCACAAAUAUAUCAUAGUGCUCAGAAAAUCCAACCCUCCUGUACACUUACUUCAUAUGCUGCAGGAAGGCUCAGAGGGAACAAUGGAGUUAGAAGGGAAUGGGGAAUAAUAUUUUGUGUAUGUAGGUAUAUACUUCAAGCCAACUGUUGAAUUAUAGUAAUCCAGUGGAUUUCAAAGGCAAGGAAUACUCCGGUGGGUUUUGCCAGUUCCUUCCUCUGAAAUACAGUUUCUAGAACCUGGUAUUCAUGAUUUCCUUUCCAGAUACUAACUGGGCCUGACUCCGCUUAGCUUCCAAGACCAGACAGGAUCUGGUGCUUUUAGGGUAUUUAUUAGGCUAAUUGAAAGGAUGUCCUAAUUUAAUAUUAAUUGCUCCAAUCAAUUUUAUCAUCUUACUUGCUCUAUACAGCCUGGAUCUAAAGAAAUGCAUGUAUUUCUAUAUGUAAAAGAAAACUCUUAAACAUGUAUCUUAAAAUACAAUAUCAGAAAACUACAAAUCACUUUUGAUAUAUAAGGUAACUAGGAACUAUCAUUUCUGUUUAUGCACAAUCCAAGCACUUAUGGUAAUUUAUAUGAAGUGGUGUUUCUUCAAGAUGUGAUAGGAUUUGACAAAAAUCCUACCAUGAUACCAAAAUUUGAGAUGCACUGGUGACAUUAAAAAGUCACCAUAAAACCGUCUAGAUAUGUCAAAGAAAUCACUCUCAAUGGAAAUAUUUCACCAGAGAAAUAUAUGUCAGUAUAACUGGCAAAACAGGAAGAGAAUCAGUGUGAGGUGGUGAAGAGUAUAAAAGGAAGCAAAGCUAAAUAUUCUGAAAAAAUGUAGCUUCAUUUAUAUUUUUCAUAAAAACCAGGAUAAUCAAUCCCUGUAUUUUCUUUAAAGCAAAAUGAAAAAUAUGUAAUUAUUCCAUGUAAAUAAAAUUCAUUUAUUGUCCCAAUCA